AUGUACUUUGCCGAGCCGGUACCAAUCGAAGAGGUUCCAGGAUACGCCGAGGUGAUCAAGCAGCCGAUGGACUUUGGCACGAUCCGCAGCCGCGUCGAAUCCUCUUGCUACCUCGAUGCUGAGUCCUUCAUUGCCGACAUGCAGCUCGUAACUUCCAACGCAAUGGAGUUCAACCCGCCGGAAUCGUCGUACUACCAGACUGCCGAGCGCAUC
Molecule: messenger RNA, 213 nt
Organism: Tilletiaria anomala UBC 951
Lineage: Eukaryota; Fungi; Basidiomycota; Exobasidiomycetes; Georgefischeriales; Tilletiariaceae
Product: Bromodomain-containing protein
Exons: 1
Molecular function (GO): protein binding
Source: RefSeq, a predicted model, not a curated record